CUAGCGCUUUGGUCUGAGUCUCUGUCAAACUCCUGCAGUCCUUGCCCCGAGGGCCUUCCGCCGAUUAGGUUGGUGGCACCACCGCCGCCCCCAGCACUUCCUAUGGGUCUUCCUGCGUGAAAAGCGUAGAUGCCUUCGCCAUGGAUUCAUGGAAGAGUAGCCAGGACCUGGUUUUCCGCUGUCCCUCCCUCUGUCCCCUCGCAUUCUUUCCUACCCACCUCCCGAGUUUGUUAAUUUUCGAGGUCAGAAAGCAAAUUUUCCUUUGGGAAAAGACGUCAUGUGAUAUAUAGUACGAACUACGAGACCACGUAUUACGUUAAGCAUUUCACGUGUGCUAUCUCAUUUAAUCCACCUAACAAUGUAAAAAGGUCGACAUUACAUUGUGUCAGAGGUGGGAUCUGAAAGAGGUAAUCACCGAGGAAUGACAACAUUUGGAAUCAAGUGAGGUACCCACACUUGAGUCCUUUUAGGCUCUUGGCUUCCAUGAGUCACUGUAACUUUUGGUUUGAUUUUUGCUACCCUUGGAUGCCACUCCUGAUAUGGAGAAGAUUGAGGAACAAUUUGCUAAUCUGAACAUUGUUAAACGUUCCUCAGGAACUGAAGAGCCUACUUAUCUGCUUGGCAUAGACACAUCAAAGACUGUACAAGCAGAGAAAGGAAGUUUGGUUGCUGUUUUAUGUUCUAAUGGAUCCAUCAGAAUAUAUGAUAAAGAAAGGUUAAAUGUACUACGAGAAUUUAGUGGACAUCCUGGACAUCUCAGUGGAGUCCGAUUUGCACAUUCUUGUGACUGUGUAUAUUCAUCAUGUACUGAUGGCACUAUAAAAUGUUGGGAUGCUCGAUUAGCCAGUGAAAAGCCGGUCCAGCUGUUCAAGGGUUACCCUUCCAAUAUUUUUAUCAGUUUUGACGUAAGCUGUAAUGAUCAUGUCAUUUGUGCUGGUACAGAAAAAGUUGAAGAUGAUGCAUUGUUGGUAUUUUGGGAUGCACGAAUUAAUUCUCAGGAUUUGUCUACUACUAAAGACCCACUUGGUACCUAUUCAGAGACACAUAGUGAUGACAUCACUCAAGUAUGUUUUCAUCCCAGCAAUCCCAACAUGGUAGUCUCGGGUUCAACUGAUGGCCUGGUAAAUGUAUUUGAUAUUAGUGUUGAUAAUGAAGAGGAUGCACUGAUUACAACUUGUAACUCAACUUCAUCUGUAAGCUGUAUUGGGUGGUCUGGGAAAGAUUAUAAACAGAUAUACUGCAUGACACAUGAUGAAGGAUUUUGUUGGUGGGAUCUUAAUCAUCUGGAUACCGAUGAACCAAUUACACGUUUGAACAUCCAGGAUGUCAGAGAAGUAAUUAAUGUGAAAGAAGGUUUUUUGGAUUAUUUGAUUGGUGGCCUAUAUCAUGAAAAGAUGGACAAAUUGUUUAUUGUUGGAGGAGCAAACACAGGAAUUAUUCAUUUAAUGAGCUGUACUACAUCAGGAUUGAUCCAUAUGACUAGCCUUCAGGGAGGGCAUGUGGCUAUGGUCCGUUCUUUUUGUUGGAAUAUGCAGGAUGAUUCUUUGCUAACUGGAGGAGAAGAUGCACAGUUGUUACUUUGGAAACCUGGAGCGAUAGAGAAGACAUUUACAAAGAAAGACAGCAUGAAAAUAGCAUCCUCUGUGUACCAGCGAGUUCGAGUUCACAGUAGUGAUUCUUACAAGAGAAGGAAAAAACAGUGAUGUUACUUUGGGAGUUUACUUGAUAGGUUUUAUUAGUUGCAAAUCAUUAUUUUUAUAUACUAUAUGUGAAAGAUAUCUUUCAAGCUCAUAUGUAAAAACAAGCCAGUUAACAAACAGCCCUGGGAAAAUGUUGAGAAUGGUUUAUUUCAGGCCUUCACGUAUUCUAAAUUUUUUUUUUUUUAAGCCACCAGUUGAGUAUAUAAUCAGUGAGUUGAAAGUAAAAUUACAUUACUCAUUUUAAAAACCCAUCUGUUAGUAAAUGUUGAGUUUGAAGAAAUAGCUUUGAUCAAGACUUUUUAGAAGUAGAUGGCUGGUGUGACUUAAAAAGAAAAACAGGUGGUUUGGGCU
Rhinolophus ferrumequinum (greater horseshoe bat) is the source of this 2051-nucleotide messenger RNA. RefSeq names its product WD repeat domain 89 (gene WDR89). NCBI's taxonomy places the organism in Eukaryota, Metazoa, Chordata, Mammalia, Chiroptera, Rhinolophidae. The record is from RefSeq and is a predicted model, not a curated record. The transcript is spliced from 3 exons. Bases 540 to 1703 code for a protein of 387 amino acids. Gene Ontology annotation, molecular function: protein binding.